This is a messenger RNA of Maylandia zebra (zebra mbuna), 1640 nucleotides long. It is a transcript of the gene nr1i2, whose product is annotated as nuclear receptor subfamily 1, group I, member 2. Lineage: Eukaryota; Metazoa; Chordata; Actinopteri; Cichliformes; Cichlidae. The record is from RefSeq and is a predicted model, not a curated record. Gene Ontology annotation, molecular function: RNA polymerase II cis-regulatory region sequence-specific DNA binding; zinc ion binding; nuclear receptor activity. Gene Ontology annotation, biological process: negative regulation of transcription by RNA polymerase II; positive regulation of transcription by RNA polymerase II; cell differentiation.
GUGGCAAACUGCCAGUAUUAAACAUUAAGCUGGUCGAAAGCUUGCACGACGACCUGUUAACGAUUCUCUCCCCUGUUGGUCAUGCUCAAAAUUCCCCCUGAUUAAGCGAAGUGAGGCGGGCACCUGUGGACCACGUACAGCUGUUUUGACAUCUGGAAUCAUCAGAUGUGAAGGCAGUGACGCCAGACUAAUCUGAUUAUCUCUCGGGUGAGAAUGAGCGAGAAGGCCGCUGGAGUGCAGAUCAUCAGUGAAGUGCUCGCAAGGCUGAAUAAAGAGGAUGAGGAGGAGAAGCUGACAGAUGAUGAGGAGUCCAGAGUGUGUGGUGUCUGUGGAGAUCUGGCUAAUGGUUACCACUUCAAUGCCUUGACCUGUGAAGGCUGCAAGGGCUUCUUCAGACGUAACAUAAAGAGGUCAAACCAGCUCCGUUGUCCAUUCCUGAAUAAAUGUGUUAUAACGAAAAACAGCCGCCGGUCUUGUCAAGCCUGCCGCAUGCGCAAAUGUCAGGCCAUUGGCAUGUGCAAAGACAUGGUCAUGUCUGAUGAAAAGGUGCAGGAGAGGAGGGUCCAAAUCAAGAAGAAUAAGAUGCUUAACUCCCCAGUGGAGCUUUCAUUCCAACAAGAAAAACGUAUUCAGGAACUGCUCUUUGGUCACCGCAGCACAUUCGACUCAGCAUUUUCCCGCUUCAGCAGCUUCAGGCCUAUGGACCGAAACAUCCUUCCUGUGAAUACGCACAAGCAGACGGCAAGCAAGCACUUUAACCCUCUGACCGAGUGCCCUAGAAACGGCUGCAGCACUGCGAGUAAAUCUACCACCGAGCCCACAUCAUCGCCAUCUGCCACCUCAUGCUCUUCAUCCUCCUCCUGUUUCCACAGUUCCAUUAAAAAACAAGAACACCACAUACGGAAUGACGUCGAAAACAGAUGUGUUUUCACUGCUCUUCCGCAUGUGGCCGACCUCACGACUUACAUGAUCCAGAACGUCAUUAGCUUUUCCAAAAGUCUCCAAGACUUCCGGUCUCUUACCAUGGGAGACCAAAUAUCUCUGCUGAAGGGAGCCACGUUUGAAAUAAUGCAGAUCCGCUUCAACAUGGUGUUCAACUCAAAAACGAGCACAUGGGAAUGUGGCCAUAUUACAUACUGCAUAGAUGACGCUGUACGAGCGGGAUUUCAGCCAUGUCUGCUGGAGCCUCUGUUCAGAUUUCACCACACCCUGCGCACACUGGGCCUACAGGAGGAAGAAUACGUUCUCAUGCAAGCCAUGUCUCUGUUUUCUCCAGACCGUCCAGGCGUGCAGCAGCACAGCUUGAUUGACAAAGUUCAUGAAAACUUGGCGCUGACGCUAAAAACCUGGAUUGACUGCAGGAGAACAGGUCCAGAGAAACACCUGCUGUAUCCCAAAGUGAUAGCCUGCUUUACAGAGAUGAGAACAAUGACUGAGGAAUACAGCAAACAGAUUCUACAGAUCCAGGACAUCCAGCCUGACACCAUCAGUCCUCUCAUAAUGGAGAUGGUCAGUAAAGGCUCCUGUAAUGACUUAUGAAGAGUGUGCUGUACAUGAGCAGCACAAGCACUGUUAAUGGGGACGCUUAAAUGAAAGUAUCCUAUUGUUAUUUUACAUGUGUCGAAAGAGUGAAGACUGGA